Molecule: messenger RNA, 1018 nt
Organism: Prorocentrum cordatum
Lineage: Eukaryota; Dinophyceae; Prorocentrales; Prorocentraceae
Source: the annotation of a GenBank genome assembly
GCUCCCGUGGGAGACGACCUACACCACCACGACCACCACGGUGACCAGCACCGGCACCUCCACCGUGACCACCACGACAACGACCACGGCCACGACGACUUCCACCAGAACGGUGACGAACACUACGACGACAUCCUCGCGGAACCCGUACCCGUCGCUCUUCUGCUUCUCGGUGAUGCGGGCGGACGGUGGCAACGAGCUGUCGCUGCUGCGGAACCAGCUCGAGCGGGGCGCCAGCAUCUUCCAGUGCGACUUCUGGGCCGUGUACAGCGACACGAAGACGUGGCUCACCCCUGGCCCUCCGGUUCGCAUCGAGACGACGGUGAUCGACACGAGCCUCGAGGCCCCAGCGGGGCAAAUCGAGCACAUCCUGAACACCGACAUUUUCCUCCAAGCCUUCGAGCAGGUCCACAAGCACCCCGACUUUGAGCGGUCCGAUUGGGUGGUGAAGAUCGACCCCGACGCCGUCUUCCUGCCGGACCGCCUCAGGACGCACCUGCUCUCGGCGGCCCCCGAGCCGGGCAGCAACCUCUACUUCUGGAACUGCCCGGCCAGCUUUAAGCUGUUCGGCGCGGUGGAGGUUUUCUCGAAGGAGGCAAUGAACCAGUUCUUCCAGAACCUGGACAAGUGCAAGACGGAGUUUCCGUGGCAGGAGUGGGGCGAGGACCUGUUCUUGCGGCGCUGCAUGGACCUGCUGGGCGUGGAGCACAAGGAGGACUUCGGCCUGCUGACGGACGCCUACUGCGGCGAGCAGCCCUUCCCGUGCAACUCGGGCAAGGUGGCGUUCCACCCGUUCAAGGCGCCGGAGACCUACUUCCAGUGUCUGGAGGAGGCCACGGGCGGCGCGCCGACCCCGGCGCCCGCCCCGCCGGCGCAGAUCGAGACCGCGGAGGACCAGCCGCGCCCCGCGGCGCCGCCCGCGGUGGAGGCGGCCGCGGCGGUCGUGCCGGAGGAGGCGGCUGGCAGCCAGGAGAUCCGAGUGCUCAAGGACAGGCUUCCGUACCGCUUCGCCCUCUAC